GCGGGAGUCCGAGCCCCGGGAGGUGGAUGGCACGCGGGGCGCGCGCAGCAUGCAGUCGCUCAACAUCACCCCAGAGCAGUUCUCCCGGCUGCUGCGGGACCACAACACGACACGGGCGCAGUUCAUCGCGCUGUACGGGCUGCGGCCGCUGGUCUACACCCCGCAGCUGCCUGGGCGCGCCAAGCUGGCUUGAGUGCUCACCGGCGUGCUCAUCUUCGUCCUAGCGCUCUUUGGCAACGCGCUGGUGGUCUACGUGGUGACCCUCAGCGAGGCCAUGCGCACCGUCACCAACAUCUUCACCUGCUCCUUGGCGCUCAGCGACCUGCCCAUCGCCUUCUUCUGUAUCCCGGUCACUAUGCUCGAGAACAUCUUCAACAACUGGCUGGGGGGUGAGUCCGCGCGCUUUCCUUCUCCCCUAAUCCCCAGCCUUCCAGGGGACCCCCUCCACAACACACACUCUACUCUUCUGACUUUCUUCCAUUUUUCUCUUUACCAAAUGAAUCCAUUGUAUUCUGAUGAUUUUAACGUUUUUGCAUGUAUGGUCUGGCUGGUGGCAGUCAUCAUAGGCUCCCCCAUGUGGCAUGUGCAACGACUUGAGAUUAAGUAUAACUUCUUAUAUGAAAAAGAACACAUCUGCUGCUUGGAAGAGUGGACCAGCCCUGGGCACCAGAAAAUCUAUAGUACCUUCAUCCUUGUCAUCCUCUUCCUCCUGCCUCUUAUGGUGAUGCUUAUCCUGUACAGUAAGAUCGGCUAUGAACUUUGGAUAAAGAAAAGAGUGGGGGAUGGCUCAGUGCUUCAAACUAUUCAUGGAAAAGAAAUGUCAAAAAUUGCCAGGUCUGUUUAAUGGAAUAUUCACCUCUGUUUAAAAUAUUUUUAGUUUGAUAUAUAUACACAAAUAUGCAUAAAAUAGAUAACUAAUAAGAACCUGCUGUAUUAAAAUAUAUAUAUAUAUUUUUUUAAUUAGUUGUGCUGGAAGAGACUAU
Delphinapterus leucas (beluga whale) is the source of this 983-nucleotide messenger RNA. Lineage: Eukaryota; Metazoa; Chordata; Mammalia; Artiodactyla; Monodontidae. The record is from RefSeq and is a predicted model, not a curated record.